Durio zibethinus is the source of this 513-nucleotide messenger RNA. The record is from RefSeq and is a predicted model, not a curated record. NCBI's taxonomy places the organism in Eukaryota, Viridiplantae, Streptophyta, Magnoliopsida, Malvales, Malvaceae.
AGAAGCUCCCGCAACCGUUCUAUAUCUUAAUCUCUUCCCCUCCUUUAUCAGGAAGGGCAGAGCUUAGGCAUUACAAAAAGCCUCUCUCUCUUUCACAACUUCUCUUUCAUUUCAGAAAGUUAGCAUUUUUUUCUUUCUUUUUAACGUUCCCGAAAUGGGUUCCAAGGUCUGGCUGACGUUCCUUCUCUUGGCCUUGGCAAUGGUGGCCGAGUCCACUCCAUUUGACGAGGACAGCUGGGGUCUCGCCCAUUUUGGCAACGAUGAUAUAAAUUCAUGCAUUGACGGACAGUGUAACGUUGAAGAUGUAACCGAGGCAUUGAUGGAUUCCGAGACAACUCGUCGCCAACUUGCUCAGAGGAAAAGAUACAUUAGCUAUGGAGCCCUUAAGGCCAACUCAGCCCCAUGCAACCGUCGUGGUCAGUCCUACUACAACUGUCACAAUAGGAAAAGAGCUAACCCUUACAAUCGUGGUUGCAGCGCCAUCACGCAUUGCUAUAGGUACACUAGUUGAAG